AUGAGGGUGCCCGUCAUUGUCAAUCUUCUAAUACUUGCUGUCACGGCAGGAUGUCCACGAGAUUGGACACCGAUUAAUGACAAGACAUGCUUGUAUUUUGGAGGAGCCCAAGUUUCGUUCCCACAAGUGAAAGUUGCUUGUCACACGGUUGGCGGGAUUCCAGUGAAGAUCACUGAUACCUUCAUCAACAACCUUGUGCUACAGCAAGCGCAAAAUGCCAAUCUCACCCAGGCCUACAUCGGUGUCGAACAGCUGUUUGACCUACGCUAUUGGGUCUACGCCGAUGAGAUGCAAUCCAAUCUGACGUACGUGAAGUGGGGCUCAGGGGAACCUAACAACGACCUCUACUGCGCCACCAUUGACGUCCAGAAUGGAGGCGUGUGGAAGGCACACAACUGCCAGGACAGUCUGCCGUACUUCUGUUCGACGGAUGCUACCCCUGAUGAUGGCUCGACGACCCCGAACCCAGUCACACUGCCACCAGGAACUUGUGAUCAGGGAUGGAAAUCAUUUGGCGGUUAUUGCUACUAUAUGCAUAAUUUCACCACGAUCAACGACGGUCAGCAUUGGGACUUAUUCAACUUUACUGACGCAAAGGCGCUCUGUGAAGGAAUGAACGCGACGCUAGCGUCGAUUCAUAGCCAGGCCGAAAAUGACUUUAUCUACGACAUGGUCGUUUCCCGGGCUGCUACAGAAGAAGAUAAGGCUUAUGGACAUCCCUGCGACUGGGCACCGGCAUGGAUUGGUAUGUACCAUCAACCAAACCCUAACAGCACCCAUUGGGUUGACGGAUCGCCUGUUGAUUAUUGUGACUAUCCUAAUGGGUGUAUUAUUGCGGAAAUGUACAAUGUCGGCUUCCUGGUUCACAAUGACCCAACCUGCUUCCCGACCCGGCCCAAGAGCUGGUUCUGGUGGGUGUUCAGGGCCCACUAUGCGCGAUAUGUAUGCAAGAAGCUGGCCACACCUAUGGCUGAUAGGAUGUUCCACGGGAUUGGAUAUGAA
Messenger RNA from Mesorhabditis spiculigera, 1002 nucleotides. The record is from the annotation of a GenBank genome assembly. NCBI's taxonomy places the organism in Eukaryota, Metazoa, Nematoda, Chromadorea, Rhabditida, Rhabditidae.